AUGGCUGGCACCGUGGUGUUGGACGAGCACCGCCGGCAGCCUGACCUCCCGGCCUCCAGCUGUGCAGUGGCUGAGCCGACCCGCGACCUCUUAACCCCCAGCGCUGCAGUGGGUCACUGCCGUUCUGUAGGUGGACUCGCAGAGAGCCAUCUCCGAAGUACAAGUGCCAGCCCGGGCGCGCGAAAGGCGACUGGCUUCCAUUGGGUGCGACUGAAUGGCAGUGUCCGCCCUCCCCCUCACCAGUCACCUGAAUACGGUAAUUAUCUACUGAGAGAGCUUCUGUUUGGAAACAUAUUUUUGAAUUUGAGUCUCUUGCAAUAUGUGGUGGGUGUUUUGCAGGAAGACCAGGGAAUUUAUCAGAGCAAAGUUCGAGAGCUGAUCAGCGAUAACCAAUACCGUCUGAUCGUCAAUGUGAAUGACCUGCGCAGGAAAAACGAGAAAAGGGCUAACCGCCUGCUGAGCAAUGCUUUUGAAGAACUAGUUGCCUUCCAGCGGGCCUUAAAGGAUUUUGUGGCCUCCAUUGAUGCUACUUAUGCCAAACAGUAUGAGGAAUUCUACAUUGGAUUGGAGGGCAGCUUUGGCUCCAAGCACGUCUCCCCCCGGACUCUUACUUCCUGCUUCCUCAGCUGUGUAGUCUGUGUGGAGGGCAUUGUCACUAAAUGCUCUCUGGUUCGGCCCAAAGUUGUCCGCAGUGUCCACUACUGUCCUGCUACCAAGAAGACCAUAGAGCGACGUUAUUCUGAUCUCACUACCCUAAUGGCCUUUCCCUCCAGCUCUGUUUACCCCACCAAGGAUGAAGAGAACAAUCCCCUUGAGACAGAAUAUGGCCUUUCUGUCUAUAAGGACCACCAGAUAAUCACCAUUCAGGAGAUGCCAGAGAAAGCCCCAGCUGGCCAGCUUCCCCGCUCUGUGGAUGUUAUUCUGGAUGAUGAUCUCGUAGAUAAAGUGAAGCCUGGUGAUCGAGUCCAGGUGGUGGGGACUUAUCGUUGCCUUCCUGGAAAAAAGGGAGGCUACACCUCAGGGAAUUUCAGGACUGUUCUGAUUGCCUGCAAUGUGAAGCAAAUGAGCAAGGAUGUUCAGCCUUCAUUCUCUGCUGAGGAUAUAGCCAAAAUCAAGAAGUUCAGUAAAACCCGUUCCAAGGUCUGGGCAUCCUUUAACAGGUUUGAGGGUGGGAAUGGCUUUGUAAAAGUUGUGUUUGCAUACAGUGGCUGUCUCUGCCACUGGGUCUAG
Tupaia belangeri chinensis (Chinese tree shrew) is the source of this 1230-nucleotide messenger RNA. RefSeq names its product DNA replication licensing factor MCM3-like. Gene Ontology annotation, biological process: DNA strand elongation involved in DNA replication; mitotic DNA replication initiation; double-strand break repair via break-induced replication. The transcript is spliced from 7 exons. The record is from RefSeq and is a predicted model, not a curated record. Gene Ontology annotation, cellular component: MCM complex; nucleus. Gene Ontology annotation, molecular function: ATP binding; single-stranded DNA helicase activity; single-stranded DNA binding. Bases 1 to 1230 code for a protein of 409 amino acids. NCBI's taxonomy places the organism in Eukaryota, Metazoa, Chordata, Mammalia, Scandentia, Tupaiidae.